Messenger RNA from Encephalitozoon cuniculi GB-M1, 960 nucleotides. RefSeq lists its product as uncharacterized. The transcript has a single exon. Bases 1 to 960 code for a protein of 319 amino acids. NCBI's taxonomy places the organism in Eukaryota, Fungi, Microsporidia, Unikaryonidae. The record is from RefSeq and is marked provisional. Gene Ontology annotation, molecular function: protein binding.
AUGUCACAGGAAGCUCGGGAGGUUUUCAAUCUAGUUAGAAGCACACAGAAGGUAUGUGACUUCGGGGUGACUUCGCAGCACUGGCAACUCAAGGACAUGCUCAAAAUCAAGGGCGAAUCCCUGAUUUUUCCGAGAACAUGCAAUGUGAUGUCCCAUGAUCUCCACACAAAUGCAACCAAGGCGAUAUACGAAGGAGUGGACUUUUUCCCUACAUCCAUAUGCUUGAAAGAUGACAUUCUGGCGGUGGGCGGGUCCAGAGGACAUCUCAAGAUCAAAAACCUUGCCACCAACGAGGUUCUCUCUCAGAUUGUGAGCUCAUCCAUCAAUAACAACAUAUGCAUAAACAGCAGCAGGAUCUUCAUAUGCAACAACGACAGGACUCUGAAGAUAUUUACAAUGGACCUUAGAAGCAGCGGCAGCAUAAGCCAUGUUGCGCAGGUCAACAGCUGUGCAAUUAGUCCAGAUAACAAACUUCUAGCCGUGGUGGGAGACUCGAACGAUGUAUUUCUGUAUUCCAUAGACAACGACAGCUACAAGUUGGUUAAAAGGUUGAAGAGCACGGAGGAUGGAGGGUUCAGCGUAUCAUGGAAUAGCACGUCCUCUUCAUUUGCAGUUGGGACCCAGGAUGGAUACGUGUGCAUAUGGGAUGUAAGAAGUGACGGCAUCCUCCAUAGGUUUGAGAGCAAGCAGAAAGAUAGUCACAAAGGAGCAGUCCGGAAUGUGAAAUUUUCCCUAAAGAAUUCGCUUGACCUGUUAUUUUUUACGGAGCACUUUUCAUUCCUGACUGUCUGCGAUAUGAGGGACCUUAGGAGAUGCCAAAGGAUCAGGAUAUUUCCCGACAAACAGAUAACAGGGGCAGUCUUUUCUGAGGCGAACGACAAGAUAUUUGUCAGCACGGAAGACGAGGUGGCCGAGAUAAAUAUAAACUCCAAGUCAAGACGCAUGUUUGCAGGGAUAUGA